Messenger RNA from Anthonomus grandis grandis, 1890 nucleotides. RefSeq lists its product as uncharacterized. Bases 299 to 1825 code for a protein of 508 amino acids. Lineage: Eukaryota; Metazoa; Arthropoda; Insecta; Coleoptera; Curculionidae. Gene Ontology annotation, cellular component: Ku70:Ku80 complex. Gene Ontology annotation, molecular function: double-stranded DNA binding; telomeric repeat DNA binding. The transcript has 5 exons. The record is from RefSeq and is a predicted model, not a curated record. Gene Ontology annotation, biological process: telomere maintenance; cellular response to X-ray; cellular response to gamma radiation.
AUACCGAAAUGAUUGAAAUACUUACUAGUAGAUACUUAAAAAACUUACAAUUGAUUGUAGUUUGUACUCCUUAAACUUUCCGCUCUUAGCUAUAAUUUGUAUAAUUUUUCAGGUAUAAUUCUUAUUUUUUUAUAAUAGAUAUAUUCCGUGGAAUUUACUUCAAGAAAAAUGAUCGUGAUAAAUCGGCAACACCCCGUUAUCCGAAAAGCCGGCAACUGGCGAAUUCAGAACCAAAACAAUAUAAAAUAGGGAAAAAACAGUAAAGAAAGUUAUUAAUCUUUAAUCAUUAAUUAUUGCAAUGCCACCCAAAGGUGCCCAGAAGCAGGACCUAACUGUCAUCUUAUUUGAUCUGAAAGCAGCUCCAUUUUCUAGUGCCUUAGACACACUCUCAAAUAUGAUACUUUACAAACAGCUCUCCACAACACAACCUAUCGCAGACAAAUUAUAUCUGGUUAAUGCCCAUAAAACUUCAAAUGCAUAUGAAUACAAUGGGCUGUAUUGUAUUGAUCCUACAGUUAAAUUAACAGUUUUACUAGGUGAAAUUGCUACUAUGGCCGUGCAAAUUAAUGAUCAGAACACAUCUUGUUGGCUGAAUGCUUUAGAUGCUGCAAAAGAAGAUCUUAGGCCAUAUGCUAAGAAUCCCAAGAUAAUAACUGCCCAAAUUAUCUUUAUUACCGAUUUGGAAUGUUUUACUCCCCCAACAAAUCAGGAACAUUUGAAUCAGCUUAUAAAAGAUUUAAAGGAGCUUGAUAUAUUUCUUUACAUUGUGGGACUCUCUAUAGCACCACCAAAGACUCUUUUGACACAGAAAGAUGUUUGUGACUGGAUGGCUGGCUUGGAAUUGUACAAGAAACAUUUAAAACCUAUGGAAAGGCUUAUUAAGGAGACUCCUCAUUCUGUUAUUUGUAACUAUGAUGAUGGAAUACAUUUGGUUAAUGCAUUUAAAUAUUUUAAAGGUACGCAACCAUGGUAUGCUCCAUUAGAUUUCGGUACAAAACUGCAAGUGCUCACGUCCUCAUCUAGAAUUACCAAAAGGGGAGCACCAUUCAAACUUAAAAGCACCCUGCAUAGAAAAAGGCCUUGCUGGGUGUAUGAGGAUGAACAAGAAACUACCGUAGACUUAAGCGACGUUAUCUCCGGGGUUCUAUUACAUGGCAAAUUUGUCAAAAUAAACAAAGAUCGCUUUAAAAUCGACGGACAAAAAGACUUUCGCUUUUUAAUGUUUACCGAUGCCAAAAACGUUCCGGAGUAUCUUAUGCAAGCCGAGGCGACCUACUUUGUUACUGCCGAUCCAAGACAAACAGAGUAUAUCUUAUUUAAUACUAUAGUGGAAGAAAUGGCCGCGCAAAACUUAUAUGGAAUUGCCAGGAAAACUUAUGCUGCCAGAUGUUAUCCUAAAUUCGUUGUUUUAAUACCUAAGGUGGACCUUAAUGUAAAAGGCUUUCUUUCCUGCGAAAUUCCUUUUGCGGAUGAUUUAAGUGAAAUAUACCGAGAGGAUACUGUUGAAAAAGCUCCCAAAGUAAAAAUAGAUGAAAAUGCUUCAAAUUUCCUUGAUAGUAUUGAUGUUAAUGGUGAAAGUUGCAAAAUUCAUGUGCCCCUCGGUCCCAAAAUGAUGGUACACCCCACUACAUUAAGUAUCAUUAAUCAGGUGAAGAAGAAGUAUAUUGAAGAAUUUUCAAUUGAAAAGAACUGUAGCCCGAAUACUUCAGAAUGUGCUUUUGAGGAGCUGAAAGCCGAAUGGCCCGUUCGAAAUCUGGAGAAGGUUAAAAAAGAAAAAACCGAAAACGACAGUUUUGAUAAUGUCGAUGAUUUUAAUUUUAGUUAGGAUAGGCUUAUAUAUUUACUGUUUUUGUUGAAUUUCAUAAAUAAAUAAUACAUAUUUGUCUUUAA